GAAAUGCCCGAGAAUGUUUCCCUCAUCAGAAACCGGACAGAAGUGGGGCAAGGUCGGUCUUGGGGACCAGGGGCGAGUGCGCGUCCAGCAUGGGUUGUCACGGUGCUGGCCAGCGUGCUGAUCUUCACGAGCGUGGUGGACGUGCUCGGUAAUAUGCUGGUCAUCAUCGCGGUCCUCAGAAACAGAAAACUAAGAAAUGCUGGUAAUGUGUUCGUGGUAAGCCUGGCAUUUGCUGACCUCUUGGUGGUGUGCUACCCGUACCCACUGGUGCUCCACGCCAUGCUCCACGCCGGCUGGUUGCCGGGGGAAACGGAAUGUAUGGUGAGCGGUUUCCUGAUGGGUGCCAGCGUCAUCGGCUCCAUCUUCAACAUCACGGCCAUCGCCAUCAACCGGUACUGCUUCAUCUGCCAGGCCAACACCUACGAACGGGUGUACGGGCGCUCGGGAACGCUGGCGCUGCUGGCGCUCGUGUGGGCACUGACGGCCAUUGCCAUACUGCCAAACUUGGCACUGGGCUCCCUGAGCUACGACCCUCGCGUCUACUCGUGCACCUUCAGUCAGACCACCAGCGCUGGCUACACCAUUGCCGUGGUAACUGUGCAUUUCCUGCUUCCCAUCGCCGUGGUGACCUUCUGCUACCUGCGCAUCUGGGUGUUGGUGUUACGCGUCAGGAGGCGGGUUCAGAGCGACGUUAGGCCGCGUCUUCGGCCCAGCGACCUGCGGCACUUUCUAACGAUGUUUGUCGUCUUCGUUCUGUUCGCGGUCUGCUGGGCACCGCUGAAUCUGAUUGGCUUGGCGGUGGCCGUGGACCCGCCCCGCGUGGCGCCGUUGGUGCCCGAGUGGCUGUUUGUGGUGAGUUAUUUCAUGGCGUACUUUAACUCUUGUCUGAACGCGGUUGUUUACGGGCUGCUUAAUCAGAAUUUUCGACGGGAGUACCGCCGCAUAUUGAUGUCACUUUGCAAGCCACGCCUCUUCCUUCAGGACACCUCACGGGCUGGCACAGAUCGCAGCAAGCCGUCGCCUGGCAACAACAACAACGAGCAAGCGAAGCCGGAGUCACUGUAA
This is a messenger RNA of Chanos chanos (milkfish), 1065 nucleotides long. RefSeq names its product melatonin receptor type 1Ba (gene mtnr1ba). The transcript has 2 exons. Bases 4 to 1065 code for a protein of 353 amino acids. Gene Ontology annotation, molecular function: melatonin receptor activity. Gene Ontology annotation, biological process: G protein-coupled receptor signaling pathway. The record is from RefSeq and is a predicted model, not a curated record. Gene Ontology annotation, cellular component: plasma membrane. Lineage: Eukaryota; Metazoa; Chordata; Actinopteri; Gonorynchiformes; Chanidae.